UAAAGGCAGAGAGCGGAGACAGACAGCUGUUUGUUUAGGGAAAAGUGACUCCUGCUGUGGAGGAGAGGCGAUCACUCACGAUGCCAGAGCCGGUCAAAAAAACAAUUUCAGCAUUUACCAAGAAACCAAAGACUAAGGAGGCAGAGGAAGGUUCCUCUGUGCUCUUUGAAGCAGAGACUGAGAAGCCAGACACUAAAGUGAAAUGGCAGUGCAACUCAAAGGACAUUUCCAGUGGCGACAAAUGCAUGAUCACAGCCAACGGAAACAAGCACUCUCUCACUAUAAAAGCAGUAGCCCGGGACGAUGCCAAUAUCUAUGCGGUGAUUGCUGGGGGGUCAAAAGUCAAGUUUGAGCUGAAGGUCCUACCAAAGCCAGAAGCUCCAGUCAAGGCCCCUGCUGAGGCCCCUGCUGAGUCCCAAAAGGCAGAAGCAGCAGAACAAGCACCACCUGCAGCUGCACCUCCAGGGGAAGACGCUGUGGCACCAGCACACAAUGGCGCUCCAGCUGAGGACCUUCCAGACACCAGACAGGACCUGACUGGACUCUUCACAGAGAAACCCCAGAGUGGAGAGGUCACAGAAGGUGGAAACAUCACCUUUGUGGCAAAAGUGGGUGUCGAGUCGUUGCUGAAGAAACCGACCGUCAAGUGGUUCAAAGGGAAGUGGAUGGACCUCGCCAGCAAAUCUGGGAAACACCUGCAGCUGAAGGAGUCAUUCGACCGCAACACUAAGGUCCACACGUUUGAGAUGCAGAUCAUCGAUGCCAAGCCCAACUUUGCAGGAGGCUACAGAUGUGAGGUUUCCUCCAAAGACAAGUUUGACAGCUGUAAUUUUGAUCUGAGUGUUCAUGAGGCUCGUGCAACUGAGGGCUUUGACAUUAGAGCAGCAUUCAGGCGCACUAGCACCGAGGGAAACGACGACUCGGGAGAGCUGGAUUUCAGCACCCUGUUGAAGAAGAGAUAUUCAAUCAGUUCUGUGCACGUGAGCGCCGAACCCGACGUGGACGUGUGGGACAUCCUGAGCCACGCCCCCGCUUCGGAAUACCAGAAGAUCGCGUUCCAGCACGGCAUCACCGACCUGCGAGGCAUGCUGAAGCGACUGAAGAAGAUGAAGAAGGAGGAGAAGAAAAGCGCAGCGUUCAUGAAGAAGCUGGACCCUGCCUACCAAGUGACCAAGGGCCAUAAAAUCAAACUAGCGGUUGAGGUCGCCAAUGCAGAUGUGGAGGUGAAAUGGCGGAAGAACGGGCAGGAUAUCCACCCAACUGGAAGCAAGUACAUUUUCGAGAGCGUCGGCAACAUGCGUUACCUCACCAUCAACAACUGCUCGUUGGCAGAUGACGCCGCGUAUUGUUGUUUGGUGGGUGAGGAGAAGUGCACCACUGAGCUCUUUGUUAAAGAGCCCCCUGUUGUGAUUGUGAAGAACCUGGAGGAUCAGAUGAUCAUGAAUGGAGAGCGGGUGGAGCUGGAGUGUGAAGUCUCAGAGGAAGGAGCCAAUGUUAAAUGGGAGCGAGAUGGCGUGGAGCUGACGCGAGACGAGUCCUUCAAGUACCGCUUCAAGAAAGACGGCUGCAAACAUUAUCUGAUCAUCAACGAGGCCACGAAGGACGACUGCGGCCACUACAAGGUCAAGACAAACGGCGGGGAGUCCAUGGCGGAGGUCAUGGUGCAGGAGAAAGAGCUGGAGGUCUACCAGAGCAUCGCAGACCUCACAGUGAAGGCCAAGGAUCAGGCCGUGUUCAAGUGUGAGGUGUCGGAUGAGAAAGUAAGAGGAACCUGGUUCAAGAAUGGCGUGGAAGUCAAGCCUGACGCCAGAGUAAAUAUCACACACAUUGGCAGAAUCCACAAACUGACCAUUGAUGAUGUGAAACCGGAGGAUGAGGCCGACUACACUUUCGUGCCAGACGGCCACGCUUUCAACCUCUCUGCCAAACUCAAUUUCUUGGAGGUGAAGAUUGAUUACGUGCCACGCCAAGAUCCUCCCAAGAUCCACCUGGACUGCAUGGGUCGCACUGCGGACUCAACCAUCGUGGUGGUGGCGGGUAACAAACUGCGUCUGGACGUCCCAAUCACCGGGGAUCCGGCUCCCACUGUGGUCUGGACCAAAGGGGAGAAGGCUAGUUCUCUAAAACCCGGCGGAGGGGAGAACGGAGAGACGGCAACCUCUUGGACCGUGAAGGACGGGAAAGUGAUCACAGAAGGAGACGGGAGGGUCCACGUUGAAACCACCAAGGGCCACUGUAUCUUCACCAUCGAGGGGACUGAGAGGCAGGACGAGGGAGGCUACUCUGUCGUGGUGCGAAACCCCGCGGGCGAGGACACCGCAGACAUCCACGUGAAGGUUGUCGAUGUUCCAGAUCCUCCCCAAGCUCCCAGAAUCCUCAGCGUUGCAGAGGACUCCUGUGUCGUCCAAUGGGAUCCCCCUCUGUUUGACGGUGGACAGCCAAUCAUUGGCUACGUGCUGGAACGGAAGAAGACAAAGAGCUACAGGUGGAUGAGGCUGAACUUUGACCCGUACCCAGACACCACCUAUGAAGCCAAGAGGAUGAUUGAAGGCAUUCCGUAUGAGAUGCGAGUCUAUGCCGUCAACAGCAUCGGCAUGUCCCGGAACAGUCCUGCCUCACAGCCGUUUGUGCCAAUGGCCCCGACAAGUGAGCCGCUCGGACUGUGCGUGGACGAUAUCAACGACACUUCCAUCUCGCUGAAGUGGCGGCGGCCUGAGCGGAUCGGCUCCUGUGAGCUCCAGGGAUAUGGGGUGGAGUACUGCAAGGAGGGAACGGAUGAGUGGAUCCCAGCCAUUCAGGGUCUGACUGAGAGGACGUCGCUGGUCGUCAGGGGCCUCAACACCGGGGACAAGCUGCAGUUCCGCGUGCGGGCCUACAACAUGGCGGGACCCAGUCCCCCCUCCACUCUGGAUCAAGCCGUCACCAUCAGAGAGAUCAUGCAACGUCCAAAGAUUUUCAUCCCCAGAAAUCUCCGCCAGACUCUCAUCAAGAAAGUUGGCGACACUGUCAACAUCAUGAUUCCCUUCCAGGGAAAGCCCAGGCCACAGGUCACGUGGAGCAAAGACGGCGAGCCUCUAAACCCUUCAUUCGCCAGCGUGAGAAACAGCGACGUAGAUACCAUCCUCUUCAUUCGCAGGACGGACAGACAGCACUCAGGGAAGUACGAUCUAAAGGUCCAGAUUGAGAACGUGGAGGACACGGCGUGUGUCAACCUGCAGAUUGUCGAUCUGCCAGGACCUCCUCUGAAUCUGAAGAUCAUGGAUAUCUGGGGCUUCAACGUGGCCCUCGAGUGGAAACCACCAAAGGAUGAUGGUAACUGUGAAAUCACUGGUUACACCGUUCAGAAAGCUGACAAGAAAACCAUGGAGUGGUUCACAGUCUGCGAUCAGUACAGGCGAACCAACUGCAUUGCCUCUGACCUCAUCAUGGGGAAUGAGUAUGUCUUCCGGGUCUUUGCCAUGAACCUGGUGGGUCUCAGCCCUGAGGCGUGCAACACCAAGGACAGUGCUUACAUCCAGAAAACAGGGAUGGCGUACAAGCCGCCAUCCUAUAAGGACCAUGACUUUGCAGAGGCUCCCAAGUUCACGCAUCCUUUAGUGAGCCGUUCUGUCAUAGCAGGAUACAACGCCACCCUCAGCUGCUCAGUCAGAGGCAUACCAAAGCCCAAAGUGACCUGGUACAAAAACAAGAUGGACAUCACGAACGAAGCCAAGUACCGCAUGCUCAGCAAGCACGGCGUCCUGACGCUGGAGAUCCGCAAGCCCUGUCCGUUCGACGGGGGCGUGUACACGUGCAAGGCGGUCAACGACAGCGGAGAAGACGCGGUGGAGUGUAAGCUGGAGGUCCGCUCUCAAGUCUUUAAAGAGGAAAAGAAAAUUGAAAAGUAAGAGGCUCCGGGUGCUGAACCGAAGAGCGGGUCCAGCCGUCUGUGAAUCGUCCUGAAUGUCCCUCUUCACCCUUCACCUGCAUCUUCAUCAUCUUUUUUUCCCCGUGUGUGUUAGCAACUCUCCCCUCUUCCACCAUCAGCCUGUGUCGAGUCACUCUCACCUCUCGCUGCGUUGAUAUCAUCAAUAUCAUAUCAUGAAGUCAAGUGGUUCAAUCCACUGGAAGGUUUUAGUCGAAGAAACAAGACGCUUAUUUCUCAUUCAUUUCAAACCGGACAAUGGAUGAUGGUGUGGAGUCAAACUAAUUUAUCAUAAUGUGGAUUAUUUUGUGUGAUAAUUUGUGUGCAUAAAAUGAUUUAAACACACUAAA
This is a messenger RNA of Solea solea (common sole), 4254 nucleotides long. RefSeq names its product myosin binding protein C3 (gene mybpc3). Gene Ontology annotation, molecular function: protein binding. Lineage: Eukaryota; Metazoa; Chordata; Actinopteri; Pleuronectiformes; Soleidae. The transcript has 32 exons. The record is from RefSeq and is a predicted model, not a curated record. Bases 81 to 3887 code for a protein of 1268 amino acids.